AUGAUGAUUCUUGUAUUACUGACGAUACAACAGGCAAUUCAAGCUCUCCACAAGUAUGAAGAUCUUCUGGAGCUGCUUGUUGGCCGAGUAAAUGCAGAAAACCAGUUUCGCAUUUGUGUUUCACGGGACAAUCUCCUAGAGAGGGGGCUCAAGUAGUGGCAAAGACAGAAAGGAAAUCCAGUCAACCAGCUAAAGGUAACCUUCAUUGGUGAAGCUGGAGUCGACUCUACUGCUUUACGAAAGGAGUUUCUUACAGAAAUGAUCAGUGGCAUUGAAAUACGCCUCUUCUUGGGUCAGAGAGCAAAGAGUCCACAGUACUCCAACAGUGACCUUGACAAUGGUCUCUUCAGGACUGCUGGAGAGAUCUUUGCAGUCAGCUUAGCUCAAGGUGGCCCAGCCCCAUGUUUCAUGCGAGAGUGGUGCUACUUUUACCUCACCACUGAGGAAGUUGAUGUCCUCAGAAUUUGCAAGGACGAUGUAGAUAAUAUUGAAUACUCCCUGUUGAUCUCAAAGGCUGAAGAGGCAACUGAUCUGACUGAAUUCACAGAUGAAAUGAUCAGCUGUGAAUACACAGGAGCACUCAACAUAGAACAAAAAGAUCCCAUAAUUCGCAAUUGUCUCCAUGCAACAUUUCGAGUUACACCAAUGCUUGGAGACUUGCACAAAGGCCUCCAGCUCUAUGGAUUGCUGGACAUACUUAAGGAGCAUCCAAAUAUUU
This is a messenger RNA of Sinocyclocheilus rhinocerous, 718 nucleotides long. RefSeq lists its product as uncharacterized. Gene Ontology annotation, molecular function: ubiquitin-protein transferase activity. NCBI's taxonomy places the organism in Eukaryota, Metazoa, Chordata, Actinopteri, Cypriniformes, Cyprinidae. The record is from RefSeq and is a predicted model, not a curated record.